Molecule: messenger RNA, 481 nt
Organism: Haliotis rubra (blacklip abalone)
Lineage: Eukaryota; Metazoa; Mollusca; Gastropoda; Lepetellida; Haliotidae
Product: von Willebrand factor C domain-containing protein 2-like
Exons: 2
Coding region: 38-439 (133 amino acids)
Biological process (GO): negative regulation of BMP signaling pathway
Cellular component (GO): AMPA glutamate receptor complex
Molecular function (GO): protein binding
Source: RefSeq, a predicted model, not a curated record
CACAAGAUAGCAGUAAACAACAUACGACAUUGGAAACAUGCAGAUAGCAGUGUGGGUAGCUCUUUGUGGAAUUAUAGCAACCUGCCUCGGGUCUCCAUUGACGACCCUCGAUCCCGAUACUACCUGUUACUAUGGAAGCAAGGCCUUCGCCAUCGGGGAUACGUUCAUGAAGAGCGCGUGUCAGCCUUGUGUGUGUGCUGAAGGUCGCUCAGUCAACUGUGUGUACAUCACCUGUGCACCGACACAUUGUGUCAACCCAACUUACCUGUCUACCCAGUGCUGUCGGGAGUGCCCAGAUGGCCUUAACUGUCAACAUGGUGACAAGAUCAUCAAGGAGGGGGAGGUGUACACGGACGGGGGUGUGACCUGUCGGUGUCAGUUCGUCCCCCAGCAGUACGGCCCCGCCUACCGAGCUGUCUGUAACAGCACCCACAUCUAAAGUACAGCACGCACUGAUGACAAUAAAGUAGAGGAUGCCAUG